Oryza sativa Japonica Group (Japanese rice) is the source of this 3497-nucleotide messenger RNA. Its product is annotated as receptor kinase-like protein Xa21. Gene Ontology annotation, biological process: protein phosphorylation. Gene Ontology annotation, molecular function: protein kinase activity; ATP binding; protein binding. The record is from RefSeq and is a predicted model, not a curated record. Lineage: Eukaryota; Viridiplantae; Streptophyta; Magnoliopsida; Poales; Poaceae.
AAAUUUUGGCAUAGUUGCCAAAAUUUUGGCAAUGCCAAAAUUUGGUAAGGUUUUUUUUGGCAGCAAAGUGAACAGGCCCUUAGUUCUUUCAGCUAGCAAAGAUCCCUCAUAAGGGUACAAGCAAGCAGCACAUGGAACUGGGUAUGUUUAUACCGUGCACCUUGGUGUUGUUAUUACUGUCAUAUGGAGCUGGAGGCAUCAAGGGCGGCGCAUCAACGCAAGAUGGGGACGUCAAUGGCACGGACUUGGCCUCGCUCCUAGAUUUCAAGCGAGCGAUCACGAACGAUCCUUUCGGAGCCAUGAGCUCGUGGAACACCAACACACACUUGUGCCGGUGGAAGGGCGUCACAUGCGACCAGCGGGCGCAUCGCGUCGUGGCACUGGACCUCGUUGGGCAAACAUUGACCGGGCAGAUCUCCCAUUCCCUUGGAAACAUGUCGUACCUCACUUCUCUGAGCCUCCCCGACAACUUGCUCUCCGGCCGAGUGCCACCUCAGCUUGGCAACCUGCGGAAGCUGGUGUUUCUUGACCUGAGUGGCAACUCGUUGCAGGGUAUUAUUCCGGAGGCACUCAUAAACUGCACCAGAUUGAGGACGUUGGACGUUUCAAGGAACCAUCUAGUUGGUGAUAUCACUCCCAACAUAGCCCUCCUCUCCAACCUGCGAAAUAUGCGGCUUCACUCCAACAACCUCACUGGGAUCAUCCCACCAGAAAUAGGGAACAUCACUUCGCUCAAUACUGUCAUUCUUCAAGGCAACAUGCUCGAGGGAUCCAUUCCUGAGGAGCUUGGGAAGCUGUCCAACAUGUCCUACUUGUUGCUAGGUGGAAAUCGGCUGUCAGGCAGGAUCCCGGAGGUGCUCUUCAAUCUGUCACACAUCCAAGAAAUAGCACUACCACUUAAUAUGCUGCAUGGUCCAUUGCCAUCUGACCUUGGCAACUUCAUUCCUAACCUUCAGCAACUUUACUUGGGUGGUAACAUGUUGGGAGGUCAUAUCCCUGAUUCAUUGGGCAAUGCAACUGAACUGCAGUGGCUAGACCUAUCAUAUAACCAAGGGUUUACUGGCCGAAUCCCUCCUUCUCUUGGUAAACUCCGGAAGAUCGAAAAGCUUGGUCUUGACAUGAACAAUCUUGAAGCAAGAGACAGUUGGGGAUGGGAAUUCCUAGAUGCAUUGAGCAACUGCACGCGUCUUAAGAUGCUCUCACUGCACCAAAAUCUACUGCAAGGUGUCCUGCCGAAUUCUGUUGGCAACCUCUCCUCUAGCAUGGACAACCUUGUGUUGAGUAACAACAUGCUUUCAGGGUUAGUGCCCUCGAGCAUAGGAAAUCUUCAUAGGUUAACUAAGUUUGGAUUGGAUUUCAACAGUUUUACUGGUCCGAUUGAAGGGUGGAUUGGAAGCAUGGUAAAUUUACAGGCUUUAUACCUAGACAGCAACAACUUCACUGGGAACAUUCCAGAUGCCAUUGGCAACACCUCCCAGAUGUCAGAAUUGUUUCUUUCAAACAAUCAAUUCCAUGGUCUCAUACCAUCCAGCCUAGGAAAACUUCGACAGCUCUCAAAGUUAGACCUCAGUUAUAACAAUCUUGAAGGCAACAUACCUAAAGAGGUCUUCACAGUACCCACAAUUGUCCAAUGUGGAUUAUCCCACAAUAAUUUGCAAGGCCUGAUCCCUUCUUUAAGUAGCCUUCAACAGCUUAGCUAUCUUGAUCUUUCAUCAAAUAACCUUACUGGGGAAAUUCCUCCUACUUUGGGCACAUGUCAGCAAUUAGAAACCAUCAACAUGGGGCAAAACUUCCUCUCAGGAAGCAUUCCCACAUCUUUGGGAAACCUUAGCAUCCUAACUUUGUUCAAUCUUUCACAUAACAAUUUGACAGGAUCUAUCCCAAUUGCUCUAAGCAAACUACAGUUUCUCACCCAGUUGGAUUUAUCAGAUAAUCAUCUUGAAGGUCAAGUGCCAACAGAUGGGGUAUUCAGAAAUGCUACGGCCAUCUCACUUGAAGGCAACCGACAGCUUUGUGGAGGAGUACUGGAGUUACAUAUGCCUUCAUGCCCCACUGUUUAUAAAAGUAAAACUGGACGACGACAUUUUUUGGUCAAGGUAUUGGUCCCUACAUUAGGCAUUUUAUGUCUCAUAUUUCUGGCCUACCUUGCAAUUUUCAGAAAGAAGAUGUUCAGAAAGCAGUUACCAUUGCUGCCUUCUAGUGAUCAGUUUGCUAUAGUUUCUUUUAAAGAUCUAGCUCAAGCUACAGAGAACUUCGCAGAAAGUAAUCUGAUUGGGAGAGGAAGCUACGGUUCAGUGUACAAAGGAACGCUAACCCAAGAAAACAUGGUUGUCGCUGUGAAAGUUUUUCAUCUUGAUAUGCAAGGUGCAGAUAGAAGUUUCAUGACAGAAUGCAAAGCUUUGAGGAGCAUUCGGCACCGGAAUCUACUUCCAGUUCUAACUUCAUGCUCAACAAUUGAUAAUGUAGGCAAUGAUUUCAAGGCUCUAGUGUAUAAGUUCAUGCCCAAUGGCAACUUGGAUACUUGGCUGCACCCCGCAAGUGGUACAAAUGCUUCAAAUCAACUGAGCCUGUCCCAAAGAAUAAAAAUAGCUGUUGACAUAGCAGAUGCAUUGCAAUAUUUACACCAUGACUGUGAGAAUCCUAUAAUACACUGUGAUCUAAAGCCAAGUAAUGUCCUCCUAGAUGAUGAUAUGACUGCUCAUUUGGGAGAUUUUGGCAUAGCACAUUUCUACCUCAAAUCCAAGUCACCUGCCGUUGGAGAUUCGAGCUCAAUCUGUUCGAUCGGUUUGAAAGGAACUAUAGGGUAUAUUGCCCCAGAAUAUGCUGGAGGAGGAUUCCUCUCAACCUCUGGAGAUGUAUACAGCUUUGGCGUAGUACUAUUGGAGUUGCUAACAGGGAAAAGGCCUACUGAUCCUCUGUUCUGCAAUGGACUUAGCAUCGUCAGUUUCGUCGAGAGGAACUAUCCAGAUGUGAUAGAUCAUAUCAUUGAUACUUACCUCCGAAAAGAUCUCAAGGAGCUUGCUCCAGCGAUGUUGGACGAAGAGAAGGCAGCAUACCAGUUGCUGUUGGACAUGCUUGGAGUGGCACUUUCCUGCACACGCCAGAAUCCCAGUGAACGAAUGAACAUGAGAGAGGCAGCAACAAAGCUGCAAGUGAUCAACAUAUCGUAUAUAUCUGGAAUGUAGAGCUAAGUAUACUAUACACUUCAUUAGUGCGCGUACCACAGUGUAUAAAAUGGCAGGUGGCAUUUACAAGUAACUGUCUUUUGUUAUCCAUACAUUUGAUUAUAAGGGCAAUGCAAGUACAAAAUUUACUCAUCUGUAGACGCGGGCAGUCUCCCCGUAGCUGCUGUAGCCUGUUUUGGAGGAGUUUGGUGUAGAAUGUAAUCUCUGUAGCUUGAUUCAAAAAAAAAAUGUAAUCUCUGUAGCUUGUAACUCUCUUGCCGAAAAAUCUUAAUAAACUUUGGCUGGCAUACGCCAGCCUGCGAAAAAGCAAAA